Messenger RNA from Aureobasidium vineae, 951 nucleotides. The record is from the annotation of a GenBank genome assembly. NCBI's taxonomy places the organism in Eukaryota, Fungi, Ascomycota, Dothideomycetes, Dothideales, Saccotheciaceae.
AUGUCAUUCCCAAAGCAAUGCUGCGCCAGUGGCUCUCUACACACCGGCACUCCCACUGGCGCAAUCUCUAAGCUCCACGACCUCGACGUCUACAUCGCCUCACCCCCAUCCAACAGACCCCCAAAAGGCAUUGUCGUGAUCCUUCCCGACAUCUUUGGCUGGACCCUCCCAAACACACGCAUCCUAGCCGACAGCUUUGCCGCAAAAGGUGACUUUCUAGUCAUGCUUCCCGACUUUAUGGACGGCAACGUGUUUCCUCAAGACUUGAUCAUCAGUAUAAAAGCGCUUGACGCGACCGGCCUAUUCGCUUGUGUGACAAAAGCAUAUCACUUUCUCAAGCUCGUUUGGCGUGGAUGGCCAUUUCUGAAGAAUGACAAGGCGCGUCUGGUUCGCCCGCGUGUCCGCAAGUUCUUCCGUAAGCUGCAGUUCUCGCAUCCUGGUCUCUUCGUCGCAGCAGCAGGGUACUGCUGGGGCGGUCAAUGGGCCGUGGAGCUAUGCAAAUACGAUGACGAAGAUUAUUGCACACUUGGAAGCGAAGACGGAUGCCCGCCGCCCCUGGUGGUUUGUAGCUUUACGGCUCAUCCAUCGCGGUUGAAGUUGCCUAUCGACAUUGAGAUGGUACGUUUCCCUCUCUCCAUCGCAGCCGCCGGGGUCGAUCAGCAAAUCCCCAUUGCAAAGGCUAGGCAAAUUGAGGGAAUUCUGGAGGUCAAGACAGUAAAGGCGAAGAAAGAUGGUCUUGAACGAGACUCUGUCACGUACGAGCACGAGUUUGUCCUGUACGAGGGUGUGCAUCAUAGUUUUGCUGUCAGAGCAGAUGAGAAUGAAGGGCACGAAAAGGAGUGUGGAAAGAAGGCAGAGGACCAGGCUAUCCGGUGGUUCAAGAAGUGGUUUGAGCUUGCCGGUGAACGCAAGCUCCCAUGGCAAUUCCCACGAUAUGAAGACGAUGCAUGA